AUGAACGGCGCCGGCGCCUUCGACAAGUACGCGUCCGUGGCGUCGUCGUUCGCGCCCGUCAUCCUGGCCCAGUUCCUCGUGCCGACGCUCGACGCGUCCUACGGCCGCGAGUUCCGCAGCGUCGUCUCCCUCCCCAUCCGCCCGAGCGUCCUCGAGCGCCACUUCGUCUUCUCGCGGGGCGCCCUCGAGCGCGGCCGCUGGUGGACCGCCGCGUCGUACAUGCUGCUCCACGUGGACCACGCGCACGCGAUGGCGAACCUCCAGGGCCUCGUGCUCAGCGGGCCCGCGGCGCUCGACGUUCUCGGCGGCGUCGGUGCUAUUUUAGUGUACGUGACGGCCGGCGUCUGCGCGGCGCUGGACCCGGCGAAACUCACGGAUUUACAGCUCGAGCGCCGGCUCCGCGCGCGGUGGUCCUCGGCGACGGCGGCGCUGUCCCGGCGCGCCGCGCCGGUGCUCGACGCGCUGGGCCUCGACCCGGCGUUCCUCGAGCCGCCGAAGGCGCGAGUUCCUCGCCCGCGCGACGACCGGGGGGGCUUCGGCGGCGUCGGCGACGCGCUCGGCGACGCUUUGGCGUCCGCGGCGGCGACGGCGCGGCGCACGCUCGACCUCGGGUCGUCGGCGCUGGACGACACGGCGAGCACCAUCGCCCGGAACGUCGCGAAGACGCGCGCGCGCCAGCGGCGCCUCGUCGGCGCGUCCGCGGGCGUCGCGGCGCUGCUGGCCGUCGACCUCUGCGCGUCCCUCGAGCGCCUCGCGGCGCCGCGGCGGCCGGCGAGCGACGACGCCGUGCUCCACGCGCUCCUCCACGCCGUCGGCGCGCUGCGCUACUUCGCGGGCGAGGUGAACCGCGCGUGGACGGGCAACGGGCUCGGGGGCGUCGACCACGCGGCGCACCUCAACGGCGCGCUCGUCGGCGUCGCGUUCUACGUCGUCGGCCGCGCGCUCCGCCGGCGCCGCGCGCGCGCGGACCGCGGGCGGCGCCUGGGCCGCGGCUACGUCGGCGGCGAGAGCCGCGACGUGAGCGCGCCCGCGCCGAUGACCCGCAGCCGCGGCGGCGGCGCGGGCGAGCUCGGCACGCGCGGCGACAGCGACGCGGCCACGGGCGGCGGCGACGGCGGCGGCGGCGCCGCGGCGCCGCGCGGCGCCGCGGCGGACCGCACCUGGCCGCCCCAGCGGCUCGCGCGGUCGCGCACGCGGCCCGGCGGCGUCGCGCUCCGCGCGUCGUCGAGCGACGAGCCCCGCUCGAAGCCGCAGUCGCUCCCGGCGUGCUCGUCGGGCAAGGCGUUCGGAUGGCGCGGCUCCAAGGCCUCGUCCGUCGCCGAGUUCAAAGACCAGAUCGCCGGCGACGCGGCCGUGCCCGCCGCGGAGCAGCGCCUCAUCUACAAGGGCCGGGCGUUGCAGGAUGCGCAGCUCCUCGCGGAGCUCGACAUCGAGGACGGCGGCACGGUGCACCUGCUCCGCGCCGUCGCGCGCGCGCCCGCGCCCCCGGCGCCCGCGGCGCCGACGCUCGCGAACCCGGCCGGCGGCGGCGGCCUCGACCUCUUCGGCGGCGGCAUGGGCCCGGGCAUGUCCCAGGCCGACAUGCAGCGGCGCCUCAUGGCGGACCCGGAGGCCAUGAGCCGCGUGCUCAACAGCCCGCUCACGCGGAGCCUGAUGGAGAACCCGGCGCUGAUGCAGUCCAUCGUCCAGUCGAACCCCCAGCUCCAGCGCGCCAUGGAGCAGAACCCGCAGCUGCGCCACGCCCUGACGGACCCGAACCUGCUGCGCGAGGCCGUCGAGGUCGCGCGGUCGCCCGCGCGGCUGCGCGAAGCGAUGCGCCACCAGGACCUCGCGCUCUCGCAGCUCGAGAACCACCCCGAGGGGUUCAACGCGCUGCGCCGCAUGUACAACGAGGUCCAGGAGCCCCUCUUCGACAGCCUCGACAACAUGGGCGGGACCGGCGGCGGCGGCGGCGGCGCCGCGCCCGCCGUCCCCGAGGACCCGAACGCGCCGCCGGGCGCGCUGCCGAACCCCUGGGCGCGGCCGGCGGCGCCGGCGGCGCCGGCCAUGCCGGCCUUCGACCCGGCCAUGUUCGCGGCCAUGGCCGGCCGCGGGCCGCCGGGCGCCGCGCGGCCGCCGGCCUUCGACCCGGCGCUCCUCGCGGCCAUGCCCGGCGCGGGCGGGCCGCCGCCGCCGGGCCUGGACCUCCUCUCGCUGCUCCGGCCGCCGACGGCCGCGGCCGCGCCGCCGCGGGCCAACCCGGCGAGGCCACCGCCCCCGGCCAACCCCUGGGCCCACAUCCCGGACCCGCCGGGCGACGACGACGACGACAUCUACGGCUGA
This is a messenger RNA of Aureococcus anophagefferens, 2322 nucleotides long. RefSeq lists its product as hypothetical. Bases 1 to 2322 code for a protein of 773 amino acids. The transcript is spliced from 3 exons. Gene Ontology annotation, molecular function: polyubiquitin modification-dependent protein binding; serine-type endopeptidase activity. Gene Ontology annotation, biological process: ubiquitin-dependent protein catabolic process. The record is from RefSeq and is a predicted model, not a curated record. Lineage: Eukaryota; Pelagophyceae; Pelagomonadales; Pelagomonadaceae. Gene Ontology annotation, cellular component: cytosol; membrane.